This is a messenger RNA of Tachyglossus aculeatus (Australian echidna), 630 nucleotides long. Its product is annotated as T-cell ecto-ADP-ribosyltransferase 2-like. Gene Ontology annotation, molecular function: NAD+-protein-arginine ADP-ribosyltransferase activity; NAD+ poly-ADP-ribosyltransferase activity. Lineage: Eukaryota; Metazoa; Chordata; Mammalia; Monotremata; Tachyglossidae. The transcript is spliced from 4 exons. The coding region runs from base 1 to 630 and encodes 209 amino acids. The record is from RefSeq and is a predicted model, not a curated record.
AUGGGGCUGCCUCAUGUGGCCACAAUCACUGUCCUCUGGGUCCAGAUCCUGCUGCAAACGCCUCAGGUGGAAGGCCAGUGGAUCAAGAUGACCAUGGAGUACAACGCUUUCGAUGACCAGUAUAAGGGAUGCGAAAACAAAAUGGAUUCCAUAGCCCACCGACUCCUGCAGCAUGAAAAGAAGAACAACCGAAUCCUCCAAUACGCCUGGGCCAAAGCACAGAACAAGUGGUAUAAAGAAAUCAAAAAGAAGGUGUAUCCCCUCCCUUCAGGCUUCAGGGACAAGUAUGGCAUAGCGCUCGUGAUGUACACCGAUAACCGCUUUUAUCCACACUUCAACUUGGCCAUGCGGACCAACGGGAGGUCUCUGAACUACUACAAGAAAUAUUUCCGCUAUAAAGCCGUCCACUUCUACUUGACCAGGGCCCUGCAGCUCCUGCCUAAGAUCAGCUGCACCACAUGGCUUUAUCGGGGCGUUAAGAGGAAGUUCAUUCACCUUGGGACUGGUCCCAUCCGCUUCGGGCAGUUCACCUCCACCUCCCGGAAUUGUUCGAUAAGUAAGAAUUUUGAUGAGAAAAAGGCUGCUUGCAAUUCAGCUCAUCAAGCGAUAUGGUGGUCCCAAGCUGUCUGA